Annulohypoxylon truncatum is the source of this 2912-nucleotide messenger RNA. RefSeq names its product potassium transporter. The transcript is spliced from 6 exons. The coding region runs from base 334 to 2802 and encodes 822 amino acids. Gene Ontology annotation, molecular function: potassium ion transmembrane transporter activity. The record is from RefSeq and is a predicted model, not a curated record. Gene Ontology annotation, cellular component: membrane. Gene Ontology annotation, biological process: potassium ion transmembrane transport. Lineage: Eukaryota; Fungi; Ascomycota; Sordariomycetes; Xylariales; Hypoxylaceae.
GCCAUUCCCCACGCCCUCUCCCGAAGUCUCUCCCAAAGAGAAAGGAAAAUAGGAAUAUGUGGAGGUCUUAUCUUUACCAAAAUCUGCAAUGCAAUAGGCCAAUUCACCUAGGAUCUGGGAUCUUCAAAGACCCGACCGGCCUAGGUCUAGAUGGCUUUCACACCACCUUGGAUAUCCUGCUUGCCAUCCAAUAUGUAUUAAUACCCUCCCAUUCGUGCUACCAAAUCUGUUCCUGUAGUAUCGUGUGUGUAAUUCUGCGUGUGACCUUGGACAAGCUUUUACGUACUUGGAACUAUUUUUUGAUGCCCUCGCAAUAAGCCCCAAUGCGGAUUGAUGAAAAUUAUGGCGACACCAAAGAUCACAAUCGCCGCGGAUGACGACACCAUAAAACCCUCGGACUCUAGUGCCGGCGGUGGAACGGAUCUAGGCGGCGUAUACCACACGCGCAGCUUGUCGCGGUCUCGUGGGCCAGGCCUGCGUCGCACGGCUUCUCGCGCGUCUCACGACAGGCGCAGCGACCAUCUCGAAGUCGAAGACGACGAUGACUGGCUCCAAGAUGAUGGGAGGAAGAAACAGGUCUUCAAGGGUUCUGCGUUGCUCUGGCUGGCAUACCAGUCAGUCGGUGCCAUUUACGGUGAUAUCGGAACGAGUCCUCUAUAUGUGUACUCGAGUACCUUCACCGCUCCGCCCAGCUACGAUGACCUUCUCCAAGUCCUCUCCGUCGUCGUCUGGUCCUUGACGAUCAUGGUGACGCUGAAAUACAUCUUGAUCAUCCUACACGCCGACAACCAGGGAGAAGGGGGCACCUUCAGCUGUUAUUCAUUACUUACCCGAUAUGCUAAUAUCACCGACCGCGACCCUCGAGAGGCGCGUCUCGUGAAAAUGGAGCGUCACCUGACUCAGGAUUUGAGUGCUACCAAUCGCACACUUCGUUCGACGAUCGAAAAAAGCAGGUUCACUCGUGGUCUCCUGAAGACCAUUGGCGUCCUCGCCGUUUCGAUGGUUAUCGCCGACGGUGUGCUGACACCUGCGCAGUCCGUGCUGGGUGCCGUUCAGGGUCUCUCCGUUGUAAGCCCGAACAUAGAUAGUCCUACCAUCGUUGGAACGUCUUGCGGCAUCCUAGUUCUCCUCUUCCUUAUCCAGCCUCUAGGGACCUCGAGAUUGGCGUCUAUGUUUGCGCCAAUUGUCAUCCUGUGGCUUGGGUUCAAUGCGGGCUUUGGCAUUUACAACUUGAUCAAGUACGAUCACUCGGUCCUGAAGGCCUUCUCGCCCUACUUUGCUAUCCAUUUCUUCAUGGACAAGAAGACGGAAGCGUGGAAGAUGCUUGGCGGUAUCUUGCUCGCCUUCACCGGUGUCGAGGCCCUGUUCGCGGAUCUUGGUGCCUUUAGCAUGAGGGCUAUCCAGAUCAGUUGGCUGUCCUGGUGUUACCCUUGCUUGUUACUGGCGUACGUUGGCCAGGCUGCCUACAUCAGCGUAAACCCCGAUGCGUACUCUAACCCGUUCUACAACUCGGUUCCCCCAGGAAUGUUAUAUCCUAGCUUAAUUGUCGCUGUGUUGGCUGCUAUCGUUGCUUCACAAGCUAUGAUUACGGCCGUGUUCCAACUCAUCAGUCAGCUGAUGAAACUGUCAUAUUGCCCGCAAGUCAAGGUUGUCCACACAUCGACAACAUUCCAUGGACAACUAUAUGUGCCUUUUAUAAACUGGAUUCUGAUGUGCGGAACCAUUCUCGUUACUGGUGUUUAUUCUAAUACGACUCGUCUCGGAAACGCUUACGGUGUAUGUGUCAUGUUCGUGACAUUCUUCGAUACAUGCAUGGUUACGCUUGCCUCCCUGCUUGUGUGGCGCUUGUCUCCGUUCAUCGUCUUCAUACCGUGGCUUGUAUUUGCCACUGUCGAUUGCUUAUAUCUCUCCUCCUCCUUGAACAAGGUUCCCGACGGUGCCUGGUUUACGAUCACGAUCUCGGGCGUCCUCACCUGCAUCUUCCUGCUCUGGCGUUUCGGCAAGGAGAACCAGUGGCGCGCAGAGGCUGAAGACAGGUUCCGGCCCGCCCAGCUCCUCCACCGGGAAAACGACUCCGAAGACAGCCCCCUUGUCCUAGCUCCCCGCUGGGGUGGCGGUGCCGUCAGCAGAAUCAGGGGAUUGGGUAUUUACUUCGAUAAGGCGGGUGUGCUUACGCCGACUGUGUUCACACAGUUCGUCAGCAAGUUCGGCACCGUGCCUGAUGCGAUUAUCUUCUUCCAUCUUCAUUCCGUCGAAGCUCCGUCUGUGGCCCCAAGUGACCGCUACGCUAUUUCCAGAAUCCCUGCCGUCCCUGGUUGCUACAGACUGGUUAUUCGCCACGGCUACAUGGACGAGGUCAUCAGCCCCGAUCUAGCAGCCCUGAUCUACGAGCAGGUGCGCAAGUUCAUCAUCCGUGACGGGAGCAGCGGCAACGACGAGGCCCCGGUCGGUGGUGCAGAGGAACAGGAGCGCGAGCAAACUAAUGGGCAAACUGAUGAGGAAACUCAGGCCAAGGUUGCUGCUGCUACUACUAGGCAGAACGGUGGAAUUAGGGCAACCCUUGGUCUCGAUGACGAGGCUACGAAGGAGGAGCUCGGCAGACUUGACCGCGCUUACGCUAGCAAGGUCAUGUAUAUCAUCGGCAAGGAACAGAUGCAUGUCAAGGAUCACCAAACUUCGUUCUUCCGCCGCAUUCUCCUAACGACGUUCCUCUGGAUCAGGGAUAAUACGCGUGCCAAGAUUGCGAACCUGAGACUCUCUAUGGAUAGGGUUGUCGAGGUUGGCUUCGUCAAGGAUAUUUAGAGCUACGAGUGGCUACGGUUUUUUGCAGUGUUGGGCGUGUAUUGUGGGAAGUAGAAUAGAGUAGACCGGUUGGGGAUUUGGCUAGAAUGUGUGCUAUAUAGAGUGCUAGA